This is a messenger RNA of Carassius carassius (crucian carp), 3528 nucleotides long. RefSeq names its product rho guanine nucleotide exchange factor 19-like. Bases 236 to 3118 code for a protein of 960 amino acids. Gene Ontology annotation, biological process: regulation of actin cytoskeleton organization; activation of GTPase activity. The record is from RefSeq and is a predicted model, not a curated record. NCBI's taxonomy places the organism in Eukaryota, Metazoa, Chordata, Actinopteri, Cypriniformes, Cyprinidae. The transcript is spliced from 16 exons. Gene Ontology annotation, molecular function: guanyl-nucleotide exchange factor activity; protein binding.
GAGUAGCUGUCAUCUGCAUUUUUGAUUGAAGAGAACACUCGGAUCAUCUGGGCUCAAGCUGCAGCAUUGUUGCUUGAGUUUGAGUGCAGCUGAGGGGAAACAAAGUAACCAAGAGGAACACAAGGCAGUCAUGGACACUACAACACCUGGAUGACUUGGACUUGCACACUGGAGUUGGACCCUAUCCUGCCCACAGUCCACUGAUACAAAUGAGUGCGCAUGUGCCUCCUAAGCCAUGCUCCCCGGCUAUGGAUUCUCUCCUCUACUUGAUUUCCAGCCUCACCUCCAAGCGUUCCAUUGCAGAGGCGAGAGCUCUGACAUGUGGUUCCCAGGCUCAGUUGAGACCCAGGCUCUAAGUGACUCUCGGGAAAGUAGGCCUCUCCUGCGACAGCAUCAACACAUUGCUGUGUGUCAGCAAGAGACGUUGGCCUUCAUUGACCUUCAACAGCCAAGCGUUAAUGGUGUCCAAUCAUGCACACCGGAAAACUGUUCCUCUCUUUGCUCCAAGCCUGACAGAUGCAAUGGAAGCAGUCCAUCUGAUUUUGCCAAUAAUGGGAGUACAGACACAACGCUGGACAAUAAUUUGACCAAGGAUAGCAAUAAGGUGGAAGGGGAUCACGAUCCGACGUGGACACCCAUUACUGCCUUACCUGAAACAGUUUAUGAAAAACCUGAACCAGAAGUUAAGGGACUCCGUUCUCGAGACUUGUUUCUGCCUCUGUCCUCUACAUAUGUACCCGAGAACAGGAACUCUUUGGAGCCUCAACAGCAGAGCUCCCCUUCUUCCCCCUUAGAGUUUCAGAGUUCUGACCCAUUUCGCCCUCAAAGACGCACAUCUUUGGGAUCUAUAAAGGAGAAGUCCAUAAGGCGUAAGAUGAGGGUGUACUCUCCAGACACUAUGAAUGAUGGGUCUCUCAGUAGCCCAGGUGUGGAGUGUGAUUACAUGCUUCCAACAUCCUUCGAAUCAUUCGUAGAAGGAGGCCUUGGAAUGGUGGGUUCUACCAUACCCACAUCCAGUAGUUCCAGCUCUCUCCCAGGGGUAGAUGAGGACCUUUCUCUUCUUUCCUUACCAACGACUCCAAAACCUUUCUUAGAUCCCCUUCAGGAGGGUGCCAGAUUGGAGGUGGGUGUGAAUGAUGGGGGGAGGCAGAGGUUGGGCCUGGAGGACUGCAGGACUCUGAAAGACCCUGCCUUUAACAGUGUGACCUCGCUGCCUCUGUCCCGUUCUCGCUCAGCAGACAACGAGCGCCGGCGCUUCUCUGCUUCUGAGCUAAUUUCUCGUCUUCAACUCUCCCAGAGGAAAAACUCUUUUACCCUAAAGCUAGGCAAGUCUCUUUCUGCUCGUGUGGCCUCCCGGGACCGCCACCUGUCUGGAAACCUCAGCUCAGACUACAAACCCAGUUCCAGACAUCACUUCUCAGGGGGAUCAAGUGACAGUGCGCCACAUUGUCCAGUGGGGUCUGCACCACCUCUGCCCUCUGCUGACUGUAAUCUGCCACAGCAAAGGAGAAGUUCUAAGCAAAGUAUGAGAAAGGUUUCCAUUGAUGAGGAUGGAGAGAGUCCUCCUAGUAGCUCUAAACGCCUGUCACGCUUCUUGCCAAACUUAAUCUUGUAUCAGGAAUACAGUGACGUUGCUAUAAACAGAGAUAUACAAAGGCAGCAGGGGGCAGAGCCAGGAACCGAUGAGGAAAGAGGAGACUCUGUGUCCACUGGCAACCUGUCUCCAUCCAGUUCAUUCCGCUCAUCUCGAGGCUCCGCCUUUUCCCUUUGGCAAGAUAUUCCUGAUGUUCGUUCCAGUGGACAACUUGACAACUUCAGCAAUGAAGAGCGUAAACUACAGGAGGCCAAGUUUGAGUUGGUGACGUCAGAGGCCUCAUAUAUACGCAGCUUGUCUAUUGCAGUUGAUCAUUUCAUGAUAUCUCCUGAGCUGUGUGAGUGUCUUGGGGCACAGGAGAGGCAGUGGCUCUUUUCCAAACUGCCUGAUGUAAAAGAAGUCAGUGAGAGAUUUCUUCAAGAUUUGGAGCACAGGUUAGAAGGAGACAUUCUGCGUUUUGAUGUGUGUGACAUUGUUCUUGACCACUGUCCUGCACUGCGGAGGGUUUAUCUGCCUUACGUCACCAAUCAAGCCUACCAGGAACAGACCUACCAGCGGCUAUUGCAAGAGAAUCCCCGUUUCCCUGGAAUUCUUGCCCGCCUGGAAGAGGACCCAAUAUGCCAGAGGCUGCCUCUUACAUCAUUCCUUAUCCUUCCUUUUCAAAGGAUCACACGCCUCAAAAUGCUAGUGGAGAAUAUCCUAAAGAGAACAAUGCCUGGAUCACGAGAUGAGGACACUGCCACCAAAGCACUUAAUGAGCUCAAAAAGAUAAUAAAGGAAUGUAACUCCAGUGUGCAGUCCAUGAAGAGGAUGGAAGAACUAAUUCAUCUAAACAAGAAAAUUCACUUUGAGGGGAAGAUUUUUCCUCUCAUCUCCCAGUCUCGUUGGUUGGUCAAACAUGGUGAACUGCUAGAAGUGGACACGCAGAACUUGAGUAUUUCUGGGUCCAAGUUUAAACUUACCACUCGGCCCGUGUACCUUCACCUGUUUAAUGACUGUCUUCUGCUGUCCCGAAGGAAAGACACGUGGAAAUUUAUGGUGUUUGUACAUGCAAAGAUUGAGGACCUCAAGGUGAAAGAUCUAAGCCAGAAACUUCAGGGAAUCUCAGGCUUCAUCUUCUAUCUGCAGUUAUGUGAGGGCCAACAGUUAAAACACCAGAUUCUGCUCAAGUCACCCACAGAGAGCAGCAAACAGAGGUGGAUAACAGCCAUGUUUCCCUCCGUUCCAAAGACAGCUAUUGAGCAGACCAAUGAGAAUGAUGAUCUAUCUCAAGUCCAGUGCAUCAAGAGCUACCAGUCUCAGGAGCAUGAUGAGUUAACGCUGGAGAAGGCAGAAAUCCUUCAAGCUGUAACAAUUACAAGUGAUGGGUGGGUAGAGGGGAUCCGGUUGUCGGAUGGAGAGCGGGGCUGGUUCCCCAAAACUUAUGUGGAGGAGAUCACAAGCCGCAGUGCUCGUUUGCGAAACCUCCGUGAAAACAUUCGCAUUAAAUGUGUCUCACAAAAAUUAGAGGGAGAGACUCUCUGAGACCUUGAAGUAUGGAACAUAGUUUUACUUAAAGGGUUAGUUCACCCAUAAAUUUAAAUUAGCCUCUGUUUUACUCACCCUAAAAAGCAUCCUAAGGGUAUGUGACUUUCUUCUUUCACACAAUCAUCCAAUCGUAGUUAUAUUAAUAAUUGUCCUGGCACCUCCAAGCCUUUCAAUGGGGGUAAACCAUAGGGCUAAAAAGUGUUUAUUACAUUCUAAAUAUCGAUAUUUAUCAUACAGAAAAACAUGGAUUCGCUACAGGAUGCCUUUAUUCACCCCACGGGUGCUUCUCCACCCCAACUCCUUCCUGAAAUCACCAUAUAUGGAGCUGACAAUGCCUAGUUUUACUAUGCAUAACCUCAUCUGAAUAUAAUUUCUAUGCAUAUUCCCAUUCACGUGACACCAUAUUU